AUGUCUACAAACAAUGAAACCUUCCAUAAUGUUUCACCUUUUCUUGUUGAAAAGGCCAUCACUGGAACACUUGGUACUGUAUCAUCGACCCGGAAACUACGAUCUGGUGAUUUGCUUGUGGAAGUGAGUUCCCGAAAGCAAUCGCAACAAAUACUGAAACUGAAAACAUUGGGAACAAUAUCUGUAAGCGUAAGUGCUCACGCUACAUUAAAUUCUUCAAAAGGUGUAAUAACGUGUGGCGAGUUGUUUAAUGAUUCCAUUGAAAAAAUUACUGCAGAACUGAAACCAGAAGGAGUAACUCAUGUACGCCGUAUAACUAUCCGACGGGAUGGUCAACUCCUUCCUACUAAGCACUUCAUUCUCACGUUUAACAAUCCUAAAUUACCUGAAUCCGUGAAAGUCGGCUAUAUGAAAUUGCCUGUUAGGACAUAUAUCCCAAACCCACUUCGAUGUUUCCAAUGCCAACGCUUUGGGCAUUCUAAAGCCAGCUGCCGCGGGACUCUCACCUGUGCCCGCUGUGAGAAAAAGGCCAUGACAACCAACAGUGUUCUGCACCGGAAAAGUGCGUGA
Messenger RNA from Argiope bruennichi, 570 nucleotides. RefSeq lists its product as uncharacterized. Gene Ontology annotation, molecular function: zinc ion binding; nucleic acid binding. The transcript has a single exon. Lineage: Eukaryota; Metazoa; Arthropoda; Arachnida; Araneae; Araneidae. The coding region runs from base 1 to 570 and encodes 189 amino acids. The record is from RefSeq and is a predicted model, not a curated record.